AUGACAGAGUCUACUCCGCCUGAACCUAAAAGCUCUAAACCAGAGCCUGAGGUGAAAAAGCCAGUAAAAAAGGGAUGGUCAAAUCCUGCAUUACGUAUGAUGGGGAUACCCAGGAUAUCAUUACCAUCAAGAAACUGGUGUAUCUUUUGGUGUGUAGUUGCUUCUAUAGGAGGAGGCAUUGCAUAUGAUAAGUACGAACAGGCUCAAAUCAGAAAAAAAUGGAUGAAUGAAGUCAAGUACUUGGGGGAUGAAGUAUAUUCAAAUGAUAGAAUACCAAGAAAGAUGACAAUUUUUAUUGCACCACCUCCAAAUGAUUUUUUGGACAAAUCAUUGAAAAUGUUCAGAAAAUACAUUAAACCUGUCUUGAAUGCUGGUGCCGUUGACUUGGAAUUGUUUAGCGAAACAAGACAAGGAGAUAUAAGAUCUUCAGUUGCUGAAAAGAUUAGACAAUUGAGAAAAGAUGCCAUUGAAGAGAGAAAAAAAGAGGAGGAGCAUCAGAAGCAGUUGCAAUACAAUAAAUCCUGGACUGCUUUCUUUAAAGACCUUUUAGGUAAGAAGUCUGACGACGAUAACGAAACUAAGGGUGAAAUACUCGUUAGAAGACAAGACCUCUAUACUCCAACUGAGUUAUUGGGUCUUUACAAGAUCGUGGAACCCCUUCAUGUUAAAAGAGAUGAUGAAACCAACCUGAUCUCAGAAUCAGUUGGUGGCGUGGUAUGCGUAGGAAGGGGUGCGUACAAAGAAUAUCUCGCAGGAAUUCAUGAAGGCUUACUUGGUCCCCUAGAGAAACCUGACUGGUUAGUACAAGAGGAAAAGAAGGCUGAACAAGAAAAGCAAAAAGAGAAGGAAGAAAAUGCCAACGAAAGUACAAGUCAACCUGAAGAGGAAGAAGAAGGAAAGGAAGGGUUGAAACCUGUUACACAGCCAUUCAUAAAACCAGGGGAUUAUAGCGGGGCAGAGCUUGCUCCAGAGUUGAACUUUCAUGAGCUUAUCAAGAACAAGAAAAAUAUUCCCGUUUUGUUUGAGCAACCAGUUUAUGUCUUUCCAGUCCCAAAUCUCUCAGGAUUUGUAAAUUUUCCGAAAAAGAUCUUUAGGUAUUUCACUAAACGGGAGUUAGCGGACGAUCUCGGGAAUAAGACAACAGCAUUAGUCUACAAUAAAUCAAGAAAGUUUGAGUAUAAGGACACCUUGUUGGGCAAAGAAGAAGAAGCAGAUUGGCCACGUAAAUGGGUCGAGUCUGGUAAAGAAAGAAACUCUGAGUGGGUCCAAGAUGUCAUAACUGAUGAAAGAAUUACGAACCGAAUGAAAGUUUUUGACCCUAAACUUAAGUAA
Molecule: messenger RNA, 1332 nt
Organism: Priceomyces carsonii
Lineage: Eukaryota; Fungi; Ascomycota; Pichiomycetes; Serinales; Debaryomycetaceae
Gene: TIM54
Product: Tim54p
Exons: 1
Coding region: 1-1332 (443 amino acids)
Source: RefSeq, a predicted model, not a curated record